GUGGCAGACAAACUUGGUGCUCGACCUGGCGGAUCUGAUAAAGAAGAUAUGGAUUUUGAGAUGGCCAAAAUAAAAAGUUCAGAACCAGGUUUGCAAAGGUUUAGAGCUAAAUGUGCUCUCACUUAUCCUACUAGUUUUUUUUUUCCUUUGGAAGAUGAAGCAGAUUUAGUUGGGAAUUCACUUGAUCACCAUUCAACUGACAGCUACCUCUCCAGCAGUCCCAAUAGUAGCUCAAAGGACAAAGUGCUUGCUGAAUCAAUGGACUCUGUUGAUGAUGAACCACUCUUUCCAGAACCUGAUAGAGAUCUUUCGGAUUGUGAGACCUCAUUAUCCACCAGGAGUUGCAGAGAACUGAUUCAUAAUGUUUCUGGAGUGCUCAGCAAGAUUGAUCAGUUAAAAGAAAGCAAACUUAGCUACGCAAAACAGGUCAUUUUGAAUGCUGAACUCAUAUUUGGAACUACAUCUCAACAGCAGGCUCUACCUGUAGAGGAUGGCUUCUCUAUGAGCCAUUUUCUCCUCAAUGAACAUGAAAUGUUUUCGAGUUUUCUGUGGAUGGCUUUCGAUGAGUUACUUGGAUGUAAUGACCCAAAACAGAUGAAUCAUCUUAAUGGAUUCGCCUUUGAUUGUCCAUUAGAGUACCUAGACUCAAAAUUUUCUCCAAACUACCAUCAAGUAUGACCAAAGAGAUUCUAAUUGCUGAUAUUAUUGAUGAGGUCGAAGAGUGGACAGAUUUUGUUGGUUUGAUCCCAGACGAGCUAAUAGAAUGGGAUAUGAGCCAUUCUUUGGGUAAAUGUACGGACUUCGAUAUUAAAGAAUAUGAAUGUGGCACUGAAGUUGCUAGGCAUAUUCUCCAAGAAUUAGUAGAUGAAGUUGUUUUACACCUCCACAGUUCUAGCUAAGUUUGGUGGAACUGUUAGUAGCUCUUCUUUUUGAGACUUUGUUGCAAGCCUAUCAGUGCUGUUCUCAUGUGAUAACUCUUGACUCAAUAAUGUCAAGCAAAGUAUGUUGUACAAAUCAUUGAUUGUACAAAUCAUUGAUUCUGCAUCUGAUUCGACUUAUUGUACUUGUGCUUUUGCAUUUAUGAAUAUUAAGAACAAUCUCUUCGUGAA
Capsicum annuum is the source of this 1109-nucleotide messenger RNA. RefSeq lists its product as uncharacterized. The record is from RefSeq and is a predicted model, not a curated record. The coding region runs from base 49 to 678 and encodes 209 amino acids. The transcript has 2 exons. NCBI's taxonomy places the organism in Eukaryota, Viridiplantae, Streptophyta, Magnoliopsida, Solanales, Solanaceae.